UCCGAUUCUUCGGCAGCAGCUGUGAAACAACACCCGCACUUGAAACUGCAACUUGCUCCUUUAUACGAACUGUAACCCUCAGCGGCCAGCCGUGAAUUACUAACCUUAGCAGGGACAUCAACACCUAUUUCACCUUCAAACUGCUUAUGGAGGACGCCGUUGCGAUUUGAACGGCCCGUCCCAAUUGACACUUCGGGAUCCCCAAAAUCAGUACCACUUGCCCACAGCCAGAAUGUCAGAGAGCGACAAGUACGAGGUAUUAGAAAAGAUUGGCCAUGGCUCGUUUGGCGUCAUCCGAAAGGUGCGGCGCAAGGCCGACGGCAUGAUUCUCUGCCGGAAGGAGAUCAGCUACCUGAAGAUGUCGCAGAAGGAGCGUGAACAGCUCCACGCCGAGUUCCAGAUCCUGUCGACCCUGCGCCAUCCCAACAUCGUCGGCUACUACCACCGCGAGCACCUGAAGGCCACCCAAGACCUGCACCUUUACAUGGAGUACUGUGGGAACGGGGAUCUCGGGCGUGUCAUUCGAAACCUUCAAGAAAAGAACCAGUACGCUGAGGAGGCCUUCGUCUGGAGCAUCUUUUCUCAGCUCGUCACGGCGUUAUACCGCUGUCACUAUGGCGUCGACCCGCCCGAGGUGGGCAAGACGGUGCUCGGGCUGGGCACAACGGCGAGACCGAAACCGCCGGCAGGGGGGAUGACAAUCCUACACCGCGACUUGAAGCCCGAGAAUGUGUUCCUUGGCGAGGACAACUCUGUGAAGCUGGGGGACUUUGGCCUCUCCAAAGUGAUGCAAUCCCAUGAUUUUGCCUCGACAUAUGUGGGAACGCCCUUCUACAUGUCCCCCGAGAUCUGCGCGGCGGAGAAGUACACACUCAAGUCUGACAUCUGGUCGCUGGGCUGCAUCAUCUACGAGCUCUGCGCACGGGAGCCGCCGUUCAACGCCAAGACCCACUUCCAGCUGGUCCAGAAGAUCAAGGAGGGCAAGAUCGCGCCGCUGCCCGCCAUAUACUCGGCCGAGCUCUUUGCUGUCAUCAAGGACUGCCUGCGGGUGAACCCGGACAGGAGGCCGGACACCGCAAUGCUGCUCAAUCUGCCGGUGGUGCGACUAAUGCGCAAGGAAAAGGAGGUUGUUGAUUUCAGCAAGACACUCAAGGCGAAGGAAGAGUCGCUUAACAGGCGCAUCCGGGAACUCGACCAGAAGCUGUCAGCACUCGACCAGGACAAGCUGUCCAUGCGCCAAGAGAUCGAUUCAUCUCUCCGAAGAGAGUGGGAGGUCAAGGCACGGCUCGAGAUCGACAGGCUGGUUUCCCUGGAGAUUGAGCAGCUUCAGAGAAAGUUUGAGCAUGAGGUCCAGAUGCGGGUGGAAGUGGAGCUGCAGAACAGGAAGGCAACGACGCGCAACGAGGAGGAGAGGCAAGAGUUAUCAUCCUCGCUCUCCAAGUCCGAUCAUCCACAUUCUUCCAUUGGAAGCGCCGAUAGCGAGUUCCCUUCGACAACCGAUAUCUCGGAAUUUUCAGUGGAGUCGCCGGAAAUGCACCCGCUCAAGAAGAGCGCUCGCACCCCGUUCACGCGAGCCCAAACAAUGUUUGCUAUGGGCCCUGUUGGCACGCCAAUGGACAUUGAGAUGGCCUCGCCGUCACCCAUUACGAUUGCGUCGCUGUCACUCUCGCCUCGCCGCCACGCCGCCGCCAAACCGCCAACGCUGAACCCGACCAACAUCUUUGAAGCCAACCACACGGCCGGAGAGUCGCGCUGGGAUUCGGUGCCCGAUCCCGUCGGCUCCGACUCGGACUCUGAUGAUGAAAUCAAUAUCCCAUCGCCAACUCGGAUGAUCAAGUCAAGAAAGAACCCCUUCAUGUCCAAAGGGCGACCUCAGUUGCACGCCCAGAAGUCAAUGCCCACCCAUCGCCUGCAGUCUAAGCAGUCGCAGGCGUUCCAGGGCAAGACCAUACCCGUGGCCGCCUCGAACCCCGAUUUGCAAACCGCCGUUAGGACCGUCGGAAGCAACGGCGUGCUGCAGGACCGGAGUAACAGCCCCAACCGCCGCCUGAGCAAAAUCCCCUCCGCCGCCAACCUCAAACACAAUAACAGCGGUGGCAGCAGCAGCGAUGGCCCCUCGGCCCCACUGAACCGCAAACCCUCCAUGGGCAAGAUGGACGGUCGCAACGAGCAGCAGCCGCCAUCUGCCCAGCCGCCCCUCCUCAACAAGGUUCCCGGGCCGGGGAAGAACAACAUUGUCGGCCGGACCCUGGUCGAGCUCCAGCAGGCUCGUGCGGGCGGCCGGCCCCUGAGCGCCGUUUUCAGCGGCGACGCGAACAGCAACACCAUGAUGGUCAACGCGAACGUCAGCCCCGUGCGAGCGUUCAGGGAGCACGCGGCCGCGGCGAAUCGCGGGAGCGGGACCACGAUCAUGUCGGAACCGGCCGCCGUGUGGGAUCCCGAGCGCGAGGAGAUGCCCAGUCCGUUCUUGCGGAGGAAGCCCGUGAGGACUAACUAGCCUCGCGCAGACGAUCUAAAGAUACCCAUUGUUUUUGUUU
Chaetomium strumarium is the source of this 2537-nucleotide messenger RNA. Its product is annotated as kinase-like domain-containing protein. The record is from RefSeq and is a predicted model, not a curated record. Gene Ontology annotation, biological process: protein phosphorylation; chromosome segregation. Lineage: Eukaryota; Fungi; Ascomycota; Sordariomycetes; Sordariales; Chaetomiaceae. Gene Ontology annotation, cellular component: mitotic spindle pole body; cytoplasm; nucleus. The coding region runs from base 233 to 2497 and encodes 754 amino acids. Gene Ontology annotation, molecular function: protein serine/threonine kinase activity; ATP binding. The transcript is spliced from 3 exons.